Mycena indigotica is the source of this 1050-nucleotide messenger RNA. RefSeq names its product PHB domain-containing protein. The transcript is spliced from 7 exons. NCBI's taxonomy places the organism in Eukaryota, Fungi, Basidiomycota, Agaricomycetes, Agaricales, Mycenaceae. The coding region runs from base 1 to 1050 and encodes 349 amino acids. Gene Ontology annotation, cellular component: membrane. The record is from RefSeq and is a predicted model, not a curated record.
AUGAGCGUGUCCUUGUCAGCUCGCCGGUCUGCUUUGCAAACCCUAUCAAGGUCAAAGCCAUUGCGCACUGUCCUGCCAAGAAGGACCUUCGUCACUAUCAUCGAGCAGGGGAAGGAGGGCUGGCGGUUAAGCCUUGGUCGAAAUCCCGUUCGUCUUACGCCAGGACUAAAUCUCAAUAUCCCCGUAUACCAUUCGCUCCUCAAAAUUGACCUUCGAGAAUCUUCAAUAAACAUUCCCAACCUUCCUGGUUACACAGCAGACAACGUGCCAAUCAUUGUCUCCGGUUCUCUGUUCUACCGCAUCGUCGAUGGGUACAAAGCGUGUUUCGCUGUCAGCGACGUAGAGACGAACAUUAAGAAUACGGGGACGUCUGCUGUCCGCUCUGUCCUAGGAACGUUCACAUACGACCAGGUGAUCAGCGACAGGAAUGAACUAAAUAGUCGGUUGAACACAGUUAUUGGCAACUCCAUAACGGCAAGUUCUAACUGGGGUGUCGAAUGUACUCGAUUUGAAGUUCAGUCCUUCCAGCCAGCUAAUCGUGAAGUUGAGCGCCAACUCGAACUGCAAAUGGAAGCGGAAAGGAACCGGAGAAAGCAGAUGCUUGACACCCAGGCGCAGAUCAACAUUGCUGAAGGCCACAAGCAGCGUGUCAUUCUAGAGAGUGAAGGCCAUCUUUCUGCAAAGUCCAACGAGGCAGAUGCCGCAUUCAAAACUGUUGUUCGAGAAGCAGAGGCCCGUAAAGAGCAGGCACUAAUGGAAGCUUCCGCCUUGGCACAGCAGAUAUCGGCUGUUGCAGAUGCUAUCAGCGAACCAGGCGCAAACCCGGGGCCAGCAGAGCGCAAGCAGGCACUCAAUGCAUUGGUAGAGUUGAGGCGACUCGACCAAUUAGGUGCGAUUGCUCGUGGUACAGGAAACUCGACGUAUUUCUUUGGCGAUCGUGCUGCUCUUGCUGCCGGAGAGUCGUUCAAUAUCGACUAUGCUGAACAGGUCAAAGCAGGAUUGACAAACUCGAAAACGAAGAAAGGCGAAGUUGGAGCUUACGUGGCCUAA